This is a messenger RNA of Ascochyta rabiei, 1023 nucleotides long. Its product is annotated as Checkpoint protein hus1. Gene Ontology annotation, cellular component: nucleolus; checkpoint clamp complex; site of double-strand break. Bases 1 to 1023 code for a protein of 340 amino acids. Lineage: Eukaryota; Fungi; Ascomycota; Dothideomycetes; Pleosporales; Didymellaceae. Gene Ontology annotation, biological process: mitotic intra-S DNA damage checkpoint signaling; nucleotide-excision repair; mitotic DNA replication checkpoint signaling. The transcript has 6 exons. The record is from RefSeq and is a predicted model, not a curated record.
AUGCGCUUCAAAGCGCAGAUACAGAACAUCUCCACCUUCACAAAGCUCACCGCCUCUCUCAACUCGCUCGGUCCGCUUGCAUGGGUGAAGCUCAGCGAGGAGCAAGUAUGCUUCACCAUCAUCCCCGAGCAGGGCACUCAGGUCUGGGCUGUUCUAUCCAUUGACGCCAUCUUCGAGACGAUAUCUGUGCAGUCUGCUGCCAACAAUGUUAUCAACCUCGAAGUACCCCUCAUCUCGCUCAAUCGAGCCCUCAAAUCUGCCUUGAACGCAACAUCCGCCCAGAUACGCCUUACGAAGAAGGACAACAUGCCUAUGCUGGCCCUCACUAUUGUCACCACCACAUCCUCGAACUCGUACAGUGCCUUCCCCACUGCCGGCUCCAACAACGAAGAUGGAUUCGAUGCACCUUUCGACAAUGCAUUUGGGGGUAAUCGCGAGACCGUUGUUACGCAAGAGAUUCCUGUACGGGUGCUUGCCCCAGAUACAGUAGCUAGCCUGCACGAGCCGCAGACUCGCGAGCCAGAUGUACACAUCAUCCUGCCGCCUCUCAUGCAGCUCAAGAGCAUCAGCGACAGGUUCACAAAGCUAGCGCUUGCGGAUACAAAGUCAGGAUCGGGCUCAGCAACAUCCCGGACGCGGCUUGAGCUCGCUGCGAACAUGCACGGCUGCCUUAAGAUGAGCAUCAAGACAGACGCUAUGAGUAUAUCUUCCGUCUGGACGGAUCUUAGCAACCCGGAAUUGGACCCUGCGCAGAUAGCAGGAGGCGAGAAUGGGCUUGCUGUCCACCCGAGUACACGCAUGAAGCAGCUGGGCUCGGCAGACGGACGCAGCGAAGAGGGAUGGGCGACAGUGCGGAUUGACGGCCGUGACUGGGGUAAAGUGAUGAGCGUGGGGAGACUUGGUGGAAGAGUUAUUGCCUGCUUCUGCCACGAGCACGCUCUAAUCCUUUAUGUCUACCUGCCGAACGACAAUGGUGAAGACGAGUCUGUUCUGACAUACUAUGUCAGUUCAUACAGCGCAUGA